AUGUCCUGGAAGAAAAAGUUGAUCAAAUUCUGCGCCAAUAUCACGUUUCCCUGUUUCGAUAAAUCGACGACUCGUUCACUCUUUAUCUUCAGUGAGACGAACAUCCUAAGAAGAUUUUGCCUCUUUCUAGUUCAUAACAAAUUUUUUGAGUACUUCAUUUUGUUGGCCAUUGUAGCAAAUUGUCUGGUCCUAGCCUUAGAUGAGUACCUCCCCGAUUCAGAUAGAACCGACAUGUCACUGAAAUUGGAAUACGCCAACCCAUACUUUUUGAUAAUCUUCACGGCUGAAGCUGUCCUUAAGAUCAUUGCUCACGGGUUGAUCCUCCACACGGAUUCCUACCUUCGGAGUCUCUGGAACAUUCUAGACUUUAUCAUCGUUACUGCUGGCUUAUUGGCCCAAUUGAACAGCUUAUUCAACCAACCAGGUAUAAGGUCACUUAGGGUUCUUAGACCAAUCAAAAUAGUUACAGGGUUUGAAAGCCUGCAGGUGGUCUUGAAAUCCAUCAUCUACGCCAUGAAACCGCUGCUACAGAUUGGCUUCCUCGUCCUCUUUGCCGUUGUCAUCUUCGCCAUAAUCGGCCUGGAGUUCUAUUGCGGAGUUCUCCACAAGAGCUGCUAUAAGGACGAAAAAAGAGAAGUCGUUUACGAAGAGAAUGAGGAACCUGUGGCGUGUGCCUUCACCUCUAUUCUAACCAAUCCAAACGCUACAGUUUCAAGCUCCAUAAUUGGGGGCGGUUACACGUGCCCGGUGGGUUACGAAUGUAGAGAAUGGUGGGAAGGACCCUUUUCCGGCUUGUGCAACUUUGAUAACAUCUACGCUUCCAUCCUUACCGUUUUCGUGGUUUUGACCAUGGCUGGAUGGACUCUCAACAUGUAUUACUUGGACGAUGCUGUGGGUCGCUUGUUUAAUUGGUUGUACUUUGUUCCCAUCAUCAUCUUCGGCGCCUUGUUCAUGCUCAACCUCGUGCUUGGUGUUCUUAGCUGUGAAUUUGCCAAUGAGAGGCAGAGGGUAGAGAACAGAAAGGAUUUUCUGAAGUUGAAGAAGCAGAAAGUGCUUGACGAGAUUCUCGAGAAUUACAUGGAUUGGAUUUGUAGGGCCGAGGAAAUGAUUUUGAACGAAGGAUCAACAACAAGCGAAGAGAGGUUAAGAAUACUGGAAGCGCGUCGUACUUCAACGUUUGUGAGACUUAAGGGAGCAGAUGACCGAAAGAUAAUGACGAAAGAAGAGGAAGAUAAAAUUAGAGCAACCAGGGCGACAAACUGUUUUCAAAAAGUAUGGAGGAAACAAAGACUUUUCAGAUUGAAGAUUAAGAAGGUUAUAAAAAGCCAGGCUUUCUAUUGGCUGGUGAUUGGGCUAGUGUUUGUAAACACCGCCCUCAUAUCCGCUGAACAUCACCACGAACCAGCAUGGCUGAACGACUUGCUUACUUAUUCCGAAUAUGUCUUCCUGGCCACAUUCCUAUUCGAGAUGUUUCUGAAGAUGUAUGCGCUUGGCUUGAGGACUUAUUUCGCCUCUAUGUUCAACAAAUUUGACUUUUUUGUUUUGAUCGCGUCGACCAUAGAAGUCGUCUUGCAGAUGAUUUAUGAAAAUUUGUCGUUCGGCUUUUCCAGCUUGAGAGCCACCAGACUUUUGAGAAUAUUCAAAAUUACCAGAUACUGGCGAGCCUUGAGGAAUCUCAGUCUGUCACUGAUCAACAGCAUCAAGAGCAUCAUGUCCCUUCUCUUUCUCCUCUUUCUCUUCAUGGUCAUUUUCGCUCUUCUUGGCAUGCAAUAUUUUGGUGGGAGAUUCAACUUUGACGAGGGUAGACCCAAAGCAAAUUUUGACACAUUCUCAAGCGCUCUGCUUACCGUCUUUCAAAUCCUAACGGGGGAAGAUUGGAACAAGGUGAUGUACAACGGUAUGAGGUGCCAGGGUGGUUUCAAGACCUCAGGUGUACUGGCCAGUCUGUACUUUCUUGUCCUUAUGAUUCUCGGCAGCUACACAUUAUUAAACGUUUUUCUCGCCAUCGCUGUAGACAACUUGGCUAAAGCGGACGAACUGACCUCCAUGGAGAACGCUGAAGAACAAGGAGAGAAUCAUGAUGACGAAGAGGAAGAUAAUGAUAGAAGGGAGAGUGUUGUUAUUGUGAGCAUACCUCCCAAUGUAGAAAUCUCCAGUAGACACGGCAGUAGGGCGAGUGGCGCCAAGGAGGGGAGCAGAGUGGAAGAGGAGGAAGAUGAGGAGGACAUCUAUGCUGUCAAACCCAUCCUUCCAUAUACCUCUCUCUUCAUCUUUUCUUCAACAAACCCAAUCAGAAAGUUUGCCCACUUUUUUGCCACCAUGAAGUACUUCGACUACUUCAUCAUGGUGAUUAUCCUGUUUAGCUGCAUCCAGCUUGCCAUGGAGGACCCCGUGAGCUACAAGUCCCACUUCAACGACAUCCUCUACGUCAUCGACUACUCCUUCACUGCCAUCUUCACUGUUGAGGCCUCUCUGAAGAUUCUUGACAAGGGGUUGGUCUUGCACAAAGGGGCCUACUGUAGAGACAUGUGGAACAUUCUCGAUCUCUUCAUCGUCGUUUGUGCCAUAUCAGAUAUCGCCUUUGCUGACUCGAACGUAAACCUAGGAACUAUCAAAUCUCUGCGUGUGCUCCGUGUUCUUCGACCUCUGAAAACUAUAAAUAGAAUUGCCAAGUUGAAGGCCGUGUUUAAUGGAUUGGUGAUGGCAGUGAGAAAGGUGUUUGUAAUAAUGGUUCUCUACGUCCUCUUCCAAAUCAUCUUUGCCAUCAUUGCUGUCCAGUUGUUCAUGGGCAGGUUCUAUCGGUGCAGUGACCUUUCAAAGUUAACUGCCGAGGAAUGCAAUGGGGAAUAUUUGGUCUUCGAAGACUCUGGCGUGAAAGCAAAUACACGUGAAUGGACCCACUAUGAUUUGUACUUCGACAACAUCGGUGCAUCGCUCCUGACGUUGUUCGUCGUCCAGACCAGAUCCGGCUGGCCUGAAAUCCUGGAGCAUGCCAUGGACAGCUCCCUUCCGGAUCAUGGUCCAGUUCCGGAGAACAAUAACAUCAUGGCCAUCUUCUUCAUCAUCUACUUCCUCGUCUUCCCGUUCUUUUUCGUCAAUCUCUUCGUCGCUCUGAUCGUCAUCACUUUCCAAGCUCAGGGUGAGAAAGAUCUGGAGGAGAUGAAUCUCGAUAAAAAUCAAAAAAAUUGUUUGGAGUUUGUUGUCAACAGUAAACCAAUUGACUGUUACAUGCCAAACGUAAGCCGGAAAGUGAGACUAGCGGCUUGGAAGUUUGUCAUGUCAAAACCAUUUGACUUCAUCAUGUCGGCACUCAUCUGCCUCAACACCGUCACACUCAUGAUGAAGUUCUACAACCAGCCGGCAUGGUACGACAACGUGUUAAGUUACCUGAACAUCUUUUUUACUUGCGCGUUCACCAUCGAGUUUCUCAUCAAGUUGUUUGCCUACGGCUUCAAGAACUACUUCAUACAAGCCUGGAACGUGUUUGACUUCAUAACAGUGAUUGGAAGUAUCAUCGAUAUAUCCGUCUAUUAUACCGAAGGCAACUUGAAAACGUUGGGCUUCUUGAAACUCUUCAGAGCAGCACGCCUCGUGAAGUUGCUGAAGCAGAGCACUUCAAUCAGGAUGCUACUCUGGACCUUCCUGCAGGCUAUCAAGGCUCUGCCAUACGUCUUGCUGCUGAUUGGCCUGUUGUUUUUCGUGUACGCAGUUAUAGGAAUGCAGAUCCUUGGAACGAUCAAACUCGAUGUAGAUUCUGAAAUCAGUAGACAUGCAAACUUCCAGAACUUUCCGAACGCGCUCCUGCUUCUCUUUAGAUGUUCAACCUUAGAUAAUUGGGACAACAUCUUGUCCUCGACGACGAGCGGGCAGCCGUGUGAACCCACUUCCCUGGAACCAGGGGCUGACCCUGACACCAAUAAAUGUGGCACAGAUUUCGCCAUCUUAUACUUUGUCUCGUUUAAUUUUCUCACUGCUUUUAUGAUGUUAAACUUGUUCAUAGCGGUCAUCAUGGACAACUUCGACUACCUGACAAGGGACAGUUCAAUUCUCGGUCCACACCACCUUGAUGAGUAUCUACAUAGAUGGGCGGUAUAUGACCCCACGGCAUCCUCCUACAUCUCAUACUCGGAUGCUUACAAACUUUUGAAAGAGUUGGAACCUCCAGUUGGGUUUGGGAAAAAAUGUCCCUGGAAACUUGCUUACAGGAAACUCAUUCGGAUGAACAUGCCCAUCAAUGAAUUCGGCAAAGUUCACUUCAAGACCACCAUGUUUGCCCUGGUCAGGGAGUCACUCGGAAUCAAAAUGGGAGAUGCUGAGGUGAUGGACCAAUUGGAUUGGGAGUUACGCAACAUUUUGCUGGAUCUCUUUGAUCUCAAACCUGCCGACCUUGACAUACUUCUGCCUCCUAUUGAAGAGUACGUUGGCAAGAAGGUGUCGGUCGGAAAAGUGUACGCCUCAAUGCUGCUGGUGGAUGCGUGGAAGCAGUUCAAGUUGUCUUUCAAUCCCAACCUGGAACCCAUCGUAAGCGAAGCCAUCAUCAUUAUCAUUAUCAUUAUUAUUAUCAUCAUCAUUAUCAUUAUCAUCGUCAUUAUUAUUAUUAUUAUUAUUAUUAUUAUUAUUAUUAUUAUUAUUAUUAUUAUUAUUGUUAUUGUUAUUAUUAUUAUCAUUAUUAUUAGUAGCAGUAGAAGUAGUAUUAGUAGUAGUUUUAGUAGUAGCUGUUGUUGUAGUAGUAGCAGUAGAAGUAGUAUUAGUAGUAGUUUUAGAAGUAGUAGUAGAAGUAGUAUUAGUAGUAGUUUUAGUAGUAGUAGUAGUAGUAGUCGUGGAUGUAGUAGUAGUAGAAGUGUUCAUUGA
Molecule: messenger RNA, 4851 nt
Organism: Helobdella robusta
Lineage: Eukaryota; Metazoa; Annelida; Clitellata; Rhynchobdellida; Glossiphoniidae
Exons: 39
Coding region: 1-4851 (1616 amino acids)
Biological process (GO): calcium ion import across plasma membrane; chemical synaptic transmission
Cellular component (GO): voltage-gated calcium channel complex; membrane
Molecular function (GO): high voltage-gated calcium channel activity
Source: RefSeq, a predicted model, not a curated record